AGAUCAUACAGAGGCAAUAAUGGCUACACUAUCUCAAUCAUGCCUUAACUUACUGUUCAUUUCUGCGGCAAUGUUGGCAGUUAUUUUUAGUAAUUCUCAAGCACAAGAUCAAUCUGAACUAAGUCUUGACUACUACUCAAAGACAUGUCCGACAGCAGAAAGCAUCGUAAAGACGGAGAUGACAUGCGCAGUGCAAAAUGAUCCCCGCAAUGCUGCUGCCAUUCUUCGUCUCCAUUUUCAUGAUUGUUUUGUUCAAGGGUGUGAUGGUUCAGUGUUGUUGGAUGAUACUUACUCGUUGCAAGGAGAGAAAGAAGCAUCACAGAAUGCAAAUUCUUUGAUAGGUUUCGACAUUGUGGACAAGAUUAAGAAUCAGCUUGAGUCUGAGUGUCCUGGUGUUGUUUCUUGUGCUGAUUUGCUUGCAAUUGCAGCAAGAGAUGCAGUUCUUUUGGUUGGAGGUCCGUAUUGGGAUGUGCCUGUAGGAAGGAAGGAUUCUACUACAGCAAGCUUCUCUGCAGCAGACACAGAUCUUCCGGCUGUUGACCAUGGUCUUGUCACACUCAUUUCUAAGUUUCUUGCUAAAGGGCUCUCUGUGACCGAUAUGGUUGCUCUUGUUGGUGCACACACUAUCGGCAAGGCAAGAUGUGCGAGUUUCAGAGAUAGAAUUUACGGUGACUUUGAAAUAACAUCAGGCAUGGAAUUAACUUCCGAAACAUACCUAAGUAGUUUGCAAUCAACAUGUCCAAGAAGUGGAGGAGAUGAAAACACAAGUCCGAUGGACAAUAUAACUCCGAAUCUUUUUGACAACAAUUUCUACCGCAUCUUGUUACAUGGAGAGGGGCUUCUCAACUCAGAUCAAGAACUGUAUUCAAGUUGGCUUGGAUUUGAAACAGCAUCUCUUGUCCAAAAGUAUGCACUUGAUCCCAUUGCAUUCUUCAACCAGUUCUCUGAGUCCAUGGUCAAAAUGGGAAAUAUAACUAAUCCUGCAGGUGGCGAAGUUAGGAACAAUUGCAGAUUUGUCAACUCUUAAUCAAGUUUGCAAUUAGUUUUAUGCACACUUUUGGUGUUCUUUAUGGGUUUAAUUAUUAAAGAUUGAUUGGCAUAAAAUUAAAGCAUUGUUGGUUAUGUUAUGACGUUGAACUUAUUUUUGAAAGAUGUUUCAUAAUAUAAAAUCAUUGGGAUAUACUCCUCA
Molecule: messenger RNA, 1189 nt
Organism: Dioscorea cayenensis subsp. rotundata (Guinea yam)
Lineage: Eukaryota; Viridiplantae; Streptophyta; Magnoliopsida; Dioscoreales; Dioscoreaceae
Product: peroxidase 11-like
Biological process (GO): hydrogen peroxide catabolic process; response to oxidative stress
Molecular function (GO): heme binding; peroxidase activity
Source: RefSeq, a predicted model, not a curated record